CGCUUAAGCAAUACUACGUCUUCGCAACAAAUAAUUUAUAUAAAAUCACUUUACACAUUUGUCUGCCAAACAAACCUACAAUAUUUUACACAAAUAAUAAUCCCCAGACAUAAAAUUACCUCAGCCAUGUCCCAUGUCAGCUUUAAGGCCUCGUAGUAAGCUUGUUUCUAUUUUCAAUCGACGCAUUGACACCAUUUUUCAAACGGCAGUGUGCAGUAAACAGACGAAAAGAAUACUUUCAUUUUACGUGCUGAAGUCGUGCGCGGAGUAGGCCUACACACGGGUCAAACACAAGCUGCAACUUACAGCUCUUUAAAGAUGGAGAAAUACGCAAGUGGUCAGCAGCCUUCAACCGAUGAAACGGAUGCGAGUCCAGUCAGGGAUGCGCCAGGCGCUCCUAGUGGGGACAUCGGUGCCGGAGGGCCAGCGACCCAGGCUAGCGCCGAUGCAAGCAGCGGUGCUGGCCCCGGGGGAAGGCCAUCAGCUCCUCAGGCUACUGCAGCCCGCAGCGCUGGUGGACCAAUGAUUGGUGAAAUGUUAAUCACAGGGGAGCAGUGCCCACUCAUCGGUCAUGCAGAAGACACCGAGUUUGAGUUUCAUUCGGUGAAAGCGACAGGAGGACAAGCGGGACCAAGGCCAAAUGAAGGUGACCCAACAGGUAGACAGGAAACAGAAAGCAUGAAACAGACCAACCCACCAGAUGUGGUACAUACAUGUAUACAGGGCAGCAGCAGUGUUUACAGUGGUGGGGCUGGUGUCGGCAGCGGGCCAGUGGAUGGAAGUGGGCCUAGAAUUGGCAAACUGACAAUAUCUGGAUCAAAUAAUCCGGUCAUUUUGGAUGCUAGAAGGACCAAGUUUACCUUUACAAGUACUUCACAUAAAAAGUGAAUGUGUCAACUGUAAUCACUAUAACAAAUCACAAAAAUCAUCAGUGUCAAUUGUCAAUCGGUCUUACUAUAAUACGGUAUUACAUUUUAUACCAUCUUGCCAAACAAAAAAAAUUGACAUUAAAGAAAAAAGGCAAUUGCAGGAAUGAUUGCAAAACUCCUCGAUAAUGAGUUGCCAGAUGAAACAAAUUUUCACCAACUCAUUUGGAAUGAUUUAGAUGUACGUUAUUGCCGUUAAAAUAUUUGUCCUCUGAAAUCAUUGUGUGACUUAGACGUCAAAAAAAAAAGUAGCGUAGGCAUAGAUGCAGUACUAAUUACAUGGCAACGUAUGUCACCACAUGAAACCGAACGAGUAUGUGGAAAAAGAAGUUAAAAUCAAAAUGCGACAGCUUAUUUUUGACACUUUCCUAUAUACAACCCUAAUUAACCAAUAACACUAAAAUAAAAAAAAAAUGCACAUCAUCCACAGGUCUAAAAAGUAAUGUGAUAUUUAUGCCUUUAAUGUAUAUUAAAUGAAUUGAAAAGGAUUAUGCAAAUGUAAUUGUUUUGUCUGAAAUAUGCCAUGAACUGAUUUUUUAAAAUUAUUUACGCUGAAUUGGCAAUACUUUUUUUUCGGCCAUGCUGCACAAAUGUAUGACCUUCAAGUACUUUGUGAAUAAUCACUAUUGAAUAAUAUCAUUUUGAUUGUAAGUGGUAGAUAUAAUUUCCAAUCAAAUUGGAUUUUCUUAAAACUAUUUUUCUACUGGUUAUGAACAAACUGUGUCUGCCUGUAAAUGUGUUGCCAUUUGAAAAAUAAACGUUUUAAAAUCUGUAAUUGUAAAGCU
Molecule: messenger RNA, 1711 nt
Organism: Patiria miniata (bat star)
Lineage: Eukaryota; Metazoa; Echinodermata; Asteroidea; Valvatida; Asterinidae
Product: translation initiation factor IF-2-like
Exons: 4
Coding region: 319-888 (189 amino acids)
Source: RefSeq, a predicted model, not a curated record